UUACACAUAUUUUAACAGUAAUGUUUAAGAGAAAGUAAAUACAUGGUUGCAGUUGCUUGUAUUUUUACUUAUUAGUUAAAUGUAAGAAUACGGCAUUUCCGCCGUGUGCAAAUCAUACACCGAUCACGACCGGUCUAUUGUACCUGCUAGUAAGCACAUUUUUGCUAAACACAAUGAGUAGUAAAAGCAAGAAAAAAACCAGUAAAUUCUCCUUUUAUGAGUUGGAUAUACUUCUCACAGGAGUGACAAAUUAUUAUCAUAAACUUUUCGGAAAAGGCAAGUCAGACACGACUUCCACAGAACGAUCUGCAUUCUGGACAGAAAUUACACAUAAAGUGAAUUCUGUGUCAAACGUUAGGCGAAGCAGAAAACAAGUAAGACACCGAUGGGAUGACCUGAAAAGGGUUCUUGCUAGGAGAAUAGUCAAGCAGGGUACGCUCCCGGGUGUUAAUGCCGUCUUUGAAGAACUGAAGAAAACUAAAAGGAAUAAUGAUCGCAGAUUAAACAAGACCUAUGCGAGUUAUGAUGUUAGCUGUGCUGUGGAAGAAUACCCGUAUCCUGCUGGUAAUACAACAACAGCCGUUCCACAUUAUGACAUAGAAUGGGAGAACAGAAGCGAAUCGGAAUCGGAUGAAACCCUGGAAGGAGUCCAGAAAAGAAGAACUUGUAAAUUCUCUGAUUUUGAGUUAGAUACACUUGUGACAGAAGUAUCAAACAAUUACAAAGCACUCUUUGGAGAGGAAAGAUCAGUUACGUGCUUAAGCGAAAGGACAAGAAUCUGGAGUCAAAUAACAGAUAAAGUCAAUUCUGUGUCUGCCAUCAGACGAAGUGAAAAACAAGUAAAACACAGAUGGGAUGACCUCAAAAGGCGGUCUGCCUGUCUGUUAAAUCUGAAGACGAACCCAAAAGUUAAAACAGCUAAUGUGGAGAUGAACAUUAUUGAAAGAAGAGUUGUAGCCAUUGUGUAUCCUGAGUGCCUCCCUGUUCUUGACGAAUCUGCAGAGUCAAACACACAAAAGGAAUUUGCAGAAGAGAUGGGAGGGUUUGAAUCUGAACGGAUACACCCUAAAAAGGAGCCUGCAGAAGUGUUUGUAGAAAUUCCAGCUGAUGAUGAGCCAGAUAAAGUUGAAGAAAGUCACACUGGACCAAUUAUAAUUGUCCAGCCCCACGAAUCUUCUCUUUUGGAGGAUUUUACUCCAAUGAUUGUGGGCCCUCCCUUUUCAUUGGCACCCUGUUCGCUUUCACAGGAUCAGCACAUGGAACAGGGACACCCUCCGCUGCUGGAUGAAGCUUUGCAGGAUGAGAAAGAAGCACACCAUUGUGUAUAUUCUGGUGAAACUAAUGGGACUGUUAUUAGCCAUGUAAGUGAAGGGAGCCAGGUUACCAAUACAGGUUUAUCCGAGCUUUGUAACCAGGUUGCUCUACUGGCAAAUCAGAUAGGUCGACUGACAAACCAGGUUGGUGAGCUUGCACGAAUUAUGAUGCAGAGGAACAGUAAUGAGCAGUUUCAAAUGGAACAGGUGACUGUUAAUCAAAACAUUUCAGCCACGCUAAGUCUCCUCACCAAGGUCAUUGCUUCUGGGGCUUUCUCAACAGCCUGUACAGUUUCUGAUAGCAGUACACAGACUGUUUCCCCUGUUGUAACAGUAUAUAAGGACCCAGAGUUCCGGACAUCACCAACAGUAGAAUAA
This is a messenger RNA of Polyodon spathula (Mississippi paddlefish), 1691 nucleotides long. RefSeq lists its product as uncharacterized. Gene Ontology annotation, cellular component: nucleus. Bases 174 to 1691 code for a protein of 505 amino acids. The record is from RefSeq and is a predicted model, not a curated record. The transcript is spliced from 4 exons. Lineage: Eukaryota; Metazoa; Chordata; Actinopteri; Acipenseriformes; Polyodontidae.